AUGAACGAAAAGGACUCGGGCGACGAUGUCAAGGUCGCUGCUAGUGAGACUUUGCCCGCUGGAACUGAUCCCCACCGCGUCGCCACCGCCAUCUUCACUUUGAACGAGGAGGAAUCGAUCAAAAUCUUGAAAGCCCUUAUCGAUGGCCAUGAAAAUGACUACACGAUCGACCACAACCUGAUACGCCGUUGUGAGGAAUUGGUGGAGGGCAAUACUGCGUGUGGAAUGGAAUAUAGUGAAUGGGCUUAUGUUACCUGCAAGACAGCAGGUCUCGUACACAACUGGUCUCCUUAUGCUGAAGUUCGAGCCGUGACUCUCCCAUACGAUGAUCCAGAUGAGCCAUGUGAGAGUGUUCGGGCCUAUGUGGUCGGUUUCUUUUGGGUCUGUUGCGCGUCAGCCGUCAACACUUUCUUCAGUCCUCGUCAGCCUGGUAUCUCCAUCCCCGGUCAGGUCAUCCAGCUCCUUCUUGUUCCCAUGGGCCGUUUCUUGGCUCUUGUCCUCCCUGACUGGGGCUUCACCUUGCGCGGCAAGCGCUACACGCUCAACCCGGGUCCAUGGUCGGCAAAAGAGCAGCUCUUUGCCACUAUCAUCUCUCAAGCAGACUCGAUUGGCAACUUCACCGGUCUGUUGGUCAUGCGUCUCCCCAUCUUCUUCAACCAACGUUGGGCUGGCUUUGGAUUUGCGAUCAUCCUCGCUCUCGCAAAUCAGAUCUUCGGUCUCGGCAUGGCUGGAAUUCUGCGUCGUCUCACUGUCUAUCCUCAAGAGGCAGUCUGGCCUUCCGUGCUUCCUACAUUGGCAUUGAACCGAGCACUCAUCAACGACGACAACAAGCGCGAAGUCAUCAAUGGUUGGAGGAUCACCCGUUUUAUGUGCUUUGUGAUUGCCAGUGUCUUUUUCCUCGUCUACUAUUGGAUUCCAGACGAGUUCUUCCAAGCUCUUCGUCUGUUUAAUUGGAUGACUUGGAUCUCUCCUCAGAACAAGAAUUUGGCUAUUGUUACCGGCUCGUAUGGAGGCAUGGGCUUCAAUCCUUGGUCCAGUUUCGAUCCCAAUACUUCGGGCUCUGGUGCCAUGAACGCACCUUUCUUUGCUCAGCUCCAACAAUAUAUUAUGCGAGCUAUCGCGGGUAUAAUCAUCCUAAUCAUGUACUACAAGAACGCAUUCUGGGCCGCAUUUAUGCCGAUCAACUCUAACUCGGCAUUCAACAACCAGAUGAAAUCGUACAACGUGAGCACGGUGCUCAAUUCAGACAACCAAGUCGAUCUCGAUAGGUAUAAGGCUUACGGACCGCCAUACUACGCCGUUGCCAAUCUUUUUGUAACGGGUGGCAAUUUCGUAUAUUACACCUUCUCGAUCGUCUAUGUUUUCAUCAAGUACUGGGGUCCUUUGAAGAAAGCCUUUGUCGGGAUGAUUGUCAAUACCAUCAAGGGUCAGUCGAUUUACACGGGUUUCUCGGACGGUCAUGCUCGAAUGAUGCGACGAUAUAAAGAGGUCCCGGAGUGGUGGUACUCAAUCGUCUUUCUAUUCGGUUUCGCAAUCUCAGUCAUCGGCGUGACCGCAUGGCCCACACAAACACCAUGGUGGUCAAUCCUCGUCGUUGCUGGCGUCGGAGCCCUCCUCACGAUCCCCUGGGUCAUCAUCGAGUCUAUUGCAUCCACAGGCAUCUCGUUGAACGUGAUCUGGCAAGUACUCCCCGGUGUCAUCUGGCCCGGCCGUCCCCUUCCCCAGCUGGUUAUCCUUAUGCUCGGCGGUGCUUUCGAGCAAUUAGCUGGUGGCUUUACUCAGGAUCUCAAGUAUGCGCACUACAGUAAGCUGCCGCCCCGCGCAGUAUUCCGAGGACACAUCGCGUCGUGUGUCGUCAACUGCUUCAUGUACUGCGCUAUCUUGGAGGUCAUGCUCGUGUACUUUAACCAGGACUCGACGCUCUGCCAAUGGGACAAUAAGGAACACAUGGUGUGCAAUUAUGCCAACCAGGUCUUCGCCAACGUCAUCUUCUUCGGUGCCUUUGGCACGAACAACAUGUUUAAACUCUAUCCCGUGCUGCCCUAUUGCUUCUUGAUCGGAGCCUUGCUCGGCCUGGCAUGGGUGCUCGCUGAAAAGGCUGUCCCGCACACGCGUCGCUACCUGCAGUCCGGCAUGAACGAGAAGCAAUUCUCUUCCUUCGAGCAGUACUUCUGGAAGCCAGCAGCGAGCGUCUUCUCUUGCUUGAAUCCGGCAGUUGCGUUGUCUGGUGCGCUGAACUGGACUGGAAACACCAAUCUCAGUUACGCGACGCUAGGUAUCUAUCUUGCCUGGCUUUUCCAGUUCUACCUGAAGCGUCGUUAUACGGCAUGGUGGAGUAAAUAUGCCUACCUCAUUUUCGCGGGUCUAAACGUGGGCGUCGCCAUCUCCGGCCUAAUCGUCACCCUCGUCUUCAGCUUCGGCGCAGGAAAAAAAACCUCCUUCAAAUGGUGGGGCAACGACGUCGCGCUCGCUGGCGUCGACUACCAACUCUACAACAACAACGCAAGUCUUCUGCCUUUACCGGCCAGUGGGUAUUUUGGUCUCCCGCCAGAUCAGUAUCCUACUGACUGGUGAGAUAUGGAUUAUGUGGGGUUGUUUUGAUGGAGUUGGGGGCUAGGAGGAGGGAGCGUUGUUAUAAGCGUUGAAUGUUUGAAUGAUUUAUGAGAUUUAUUUAUGAGUAAUGCAGAGUAAUUCGUG
Molecule: messenger RNA, 2697 nt
Organism: Mollisia scopiformis
Lineage: Eukaryota; Fungi; Ascomycota; Leotiomycetes; Helotiales; Mollisiaceae
Product: oligopeptide transporter 2
Exons: 5
Coding region: 1-2574 (857 amino acids)
Biological process (GO): transmembrane transport
Molecular function (GO): oligopeptide transmembrane transporter activity
Source: RefSeq, a predicted model, not a curated record